AUGCCUGCAGCAGCAAAACCCAGAGUCGUCUGCCUUGGUGAACCCAAGUACGUUGGCGCCGAGUACCUGGCGGAGUUCCAAACUGAAUACAACUAUUCGGUACUACCUGCAACGAACCGUGCAGAGACGCAAGCAAUGCUACCGGCAGAUAUUGCUGCCAACGGACCUAUCGAUGCCUUCAUCAUCCGCAUGGGAACCCCACCGUAUGAGCCAUUUGAUGCGGAGUUGCUAAAGGCCCUGGCGCCUGGCUGCAAGAUCAUCGUCUCGGCAAGUGCGGGGUACAACGAGUUCGACGUGAAUUGGAUGGCAGAACAAGGCAUUGUGUUCUGCAACACUGUCAACGCCGUGGCCGAGGCCACGGCUGACAUGGCCCUGUUUCUCAUUCUUGCCGUAUUGCGUAACACGACCAAUGCGGAGAAGAGCGCUCGCAAUGGCACAUGGCGAGCGCCCGCCGGCGGUGGUCUCGUACCUGCGCGCGAUCCGUCCGGACUGACUCUGGGUAUCGUUGGAAUGGGGGCAAUUGGGAAGUACCUAGCCAAAAAGGCGGCUUGCUUCAAUAUGAAAAUCAAAUACCACAGCCGGAAUCCCCUUCCUCCCGCUGAGGAGGCCAAGUACAGCGCCACAUACUGCAGAACCUUGCAUGAGCUGCUUGCCACGAGUGACGUCGUCUCACUUAACUGUCCCCUGAACGAGAAGACAACUGGGUUGAUUGGUAGCGCCGAGUUUGCGGCCAUGAAGGACGGUGCGUUUUUGAUCAAUACUGCGCGCGGGCCCGUUGUCGAUGAAAAGGCCCUGAUUGCUGCUCUUGAGAGCGGCAAAAUCACUCGUGCUGGCCUGGAUGUGUUCGCGAACGAGCCCUCGCCAAAUCCUUGGUUCCUGGGAAGCGAUAAAGUAAUCAUUCAGCCGCACCUGGGGGGUCUGACCGAUUCAGCGUUUCAGAAGGCUGAGCGCGAGUGCUUCGAGAACAUCCGGGCACUGUUCAGUAAGGGAAAGGCAAAUUCACCUGUAACAGUAUUCAAGUCCAAGGUGUGA
Molecule: messenger RNA, 1032 nt
Organism: Penicillium egyptiacum
Lineage: Eukaryota; Fungi; Ascomycota; Eurotiomycetes; Eurotiales; Aspergillaceae
Source: the annotation of a GenBank genome assembly